CCUCUCUUUCUCCCUCUCUUUAGCAGCUCUCAGCUCUCUGCGGCGCCAUGGAAGGACUUCAGAUGGAAGACGAAAUCCCGACCGUCUAUCCCUUGCUGCACGAAUCCCAAGACAUCUGCGCCCAUUUCCUCUCCCUCUACAAGGCCUCCCCACGCGAAGACCACCAGCACCUAUGCGCCGUCGUCGGCGCCAUCUCCCAAGAGCUCCAGGAUCACUCCCUCCCCCUCACUCCGACCUCCUACUUUGCGGCGACGAUCUCAUCCCUCGACCGUAUCUCCGAUCAAUCCUCCUCGUCCGAUCCCAUCAUUACGGCCCUCCUCACGCUCCUGUCCUCAAUUCUCCCGUUGAUCUCGACCGCCGUCUUGAGGGUCAGAGGGGAUUCGGUCCUCGACGCCGUGCGGAGGUUUUUAGGGUUUGGGCCGGAGGCGGUGCCGGCUGGGACUGCGAAGGCGGGGCUAAAAUGCGUCUCGCACCUGAUGAUCUCUGGGGAGAAGGGCGGGUGGGAGAGCGUGGGCUCCGCAUAUAGGUUGCUUCUCGAGUUCGUUACGGAUCCUCGUCCGAAGGUUAGGAAACAUUCCCAUUCGUGCCUUCACGAUGUCCUACAAAGCUUUCAAGGAUCAGCAGUCUUGACACCGGCGAGUGAAGGAAUUACAAAAGUUUUUGAAAGGUUUCUUCUCCUUGCGGGCGGGUCUGAUCCUACUGGCGCGAAUGCUGGGGAAGGACCAAAAGGAGCUAUGGAGGUGUUAUACAUUCUCGGGGCUCUGAAAGAUUGUCUUCCUCUUAUGUCACCGAAAUUUACAACUAACAUUCUGAAGCACUUCAAAUCGCUCUUGGAACUGCACCAACCGAUUGUCACGAGGCAUAUAGUGAAUAUUUUGCAUGCGCUGUGCUCCAGUCAGUCUUCGGAGUUUGCUCCUGAAGUGUUGCUGGAUCUCUUGUGCGUGUUAGCAUCGUCUCUUUCAGUCAGGGAGAAAUCAGCGGAUGGGAUGACAUUUACGGCACGCUUGCUGCUUGUUGGCAUUGGAAAGGUUUAUGCUCUGAACAGACAAAUAUGCGUAGUGAAGCUUCCCCUUGUUUUCAACACACUUGGAGAAAUAUUAGCUUGUGAGCAUGAAGAGGCCAUAUUUGCGGCCGCAGAGGCACUGAAAGGUUUGAUACACACUUGCAUUGAUGAAAGCCUGAUUAAACAAGGUGUGGAUCAGAUAAAACUCAAUCCAGACGGAGACACAAGGAGGUCUGCACCAACCAUCAUGGAAAAAAUAUGUGCUACUGUUGAGGGUUUCCUUGGCUACCAGUAUAGUGCAGUCUGGGACAUGGCAUUUCCCAUUCUUUCGGCAAUGUUUGAUAAAUUAGGCGAAUCUUCUUCAUGUCUGAUGAGAGGAACCAUUAAGACUUUGGAAGAUAUGGAGAAGCUUCCAGAUGAAGACUUUACUUGCAGAAAACAGCUGCAUGAAUGUGUCGGGUCAGCCCUUGGUGCAAUGGGACCUGAGAUCUUUUUAAGCAUUCUACCAAUCAAGUUGGAUGCUGAAGACAUGUCUGAAGCUAAUGUUUGGCUGUUUCCUAUUUUGAAACAAUAUACUGUUGGUGCUCGUUUAAGUUUCUUUACACAGUCUAUUUUGGGUUUGGUUGGACGCAUGCGGCAGAAAUCACAAAUGCUUGAGAAAGAAGGCCGGAUUUUCUCAUCAAGGAGCACUGAAGCACUUGUAUAUUCUCUAUGGUCCUUGUUACCUGCAUUUUGCAACUACCCUGUUGACACUGCUAAUAGCUUUGGUGGUCUUACAAAGGCAUUAUGCCAUGCACUUCGUGAAGAGCCUGAUGUACGUGGAAUAAUAUGUUCCAGUUUGCAGACUCUUAUUCAACAGAACAAGAGAGUGUCUGCAGGAAACACUGAUCCGGCUGAUAGAGAUAUUAGUAUUCCUGAGCAGAGAGCUAGGGAUCAUUAUACGCCACAGGUAGCAGCUGAUAAUCUGAAGACAAUCAGAGCAUCGUCUCCCGAGUUCCUCUCAGUUCUAUCUGGAGUCUUCUUAAAAUCUUCAAAAGACAGUGGUGGAUGUUUGCAGUCCACAAUUGGGGAGUUUGCUUCCAUAUCAGAAAAGAAGGUUGUCAAGAGUUUCUUCAAAACUACCAUGAAGAAACUUUUGAAGGCAACUCAAGAGGCUGUUCAAGUGGAGAAGCUUAGCAAAUCCAAUUCUAUGCAGGUUGAUGCUUCAGCUGAUGAGAGUUCACCAUCACUUGCAAGGGCCCUGCUAUUGGACUUGGCGGUGUCACUUCUGCCAGGAUUGGAUGCAGAAGAGGUUGAAUUACUAUUCGUUGCAAUAAAGCCUGCAUUAAAGGAUGAAGAGGGUUUGGUCCAGAAAAAGGCGUAUAAGAUUCUUUCAAUUAUCCUUAGGGAAUGUGAAGAGUUCCUUUCAUGUAAGCUGGAUGACUUGCUUGAGCUGAUGAUAGAAGUGCUUCCUUCAUGUCACUUUUCAGCCAAGCAUCACAGGCUUGACAGCCUGUACUUCUUAAUUGUCCAUGUUUCCAAGGGUGCAUCAGAGCAAAGGAAACGGGACAUCAUAUGUUCUUUUCUCACCGAAAUAAUUCUAGCCUUGAAAGAGGCUAAUAAAAAAACAAGAAAUAGGGCUUAUGACCUGCUCAUCAAAAUUGGCCAUGCAUGUGGAGAUGAGGAGCAUGGUGGCAAGAAGGAAAAUUUACAACAGUUCUUUAACAUGGUAGCUGGAGGCCUGGCUGGCGAGACACCCCACAUGAUCAGUGCUGCAGUCAAAGGACUAGCUCGCUUAGCUUAUGAAUUCUCUGAUCUCAUAUCUGCAGCUUACAACGUGCUUCCAUCGGCCUUUCUCCUCCUGCAGAGAAAGAAUAGAGAAAUAGUCAAAGCUAAUUUAGGUUUGCUGAAAGUGUUGGUGGCCAAAUCCCAAACCGAGGGGUUACAGACACACUUGAAGAGUAUGGUUGAAGGGUUGCUGAAGUGGCAAGAUGAUACCAAGAACCAUUUCAAAGCCAAGGUCAAGUUACUUCUUGAAAUGCUCGUGAAGAAAUGCGGUCUAGAUGCUGUUAAGGCAGUAAUGCCUGAGGAACAUAUGAAACUGCUAACCAAUAUAAGGAAGACAAAGGAGCGGAAUGAACGAAGAAUUGCAGCAAAGUCAGAGGCAGAGACAAGAUCUCUUCAUUCAAGAGCCAGUACCUCCAGGCAAAGCAGAUGGAAUCAUACCAACAUAUUUUCUGAUUUUGGAGCUGAGGAUACGGAUGACAGUGACGCAGAGCAUAUGGACGUGACCACGGCCUCUGGUAAAGGGAGCAAGUUUGCCUCCAAGCUCAACUCGAAAGCCGCAUCCUCAAGGUCCAUGCGAAUGCGCCGGACAGCUAAGAGCUUGCCAGAAGACUUGUUUGAUCAGAUGGAAGAUGACCCACUCGAUUUGCUGGACCGACAGAAGACAAGGUCGGCCCUCCGAUCCUCGGAUCACCUCAAAAGGAAGCCAGAAUCUGAUGAUGAGUUAGAGAUCGACUCUGAUGGGCGCUUGGUCAUUCGUGAGGAUGGAAAAUCUAAGAAGCGAGAGAAGCCCCCAUCCUCAGACCUUGAUCCUGACUCGAGGAGCAAAGCAGGAAGUCAUCUGUCAAGGAACUCUUCUUCAACAAAGGUGCAGAAGCGGCGGAGAACAUCAGAUUCCGGGUGGGCAUACAUGGGGAGCGAGUACACGAACAAGAAGGCAGGUGGGGAUGUGAAAAAGAAGGACAAGCUUGAGCCGUAUGCUUAUUGGCCACUCGAUCGGAAGAUGCUGAGCCGUAGAGGGGAACAAAAGGCAGUUGCUCGGAAGGGCAUGGCGAGCGUCAUGAAACUCACCAAGAAAUUCGAAGGGAAGAGCGCCGCCAAUGCUCUUUCCAUGAAGGGGUUGAAGAUGAGGGGGAAGCAAAAGAAGGGUAACAAGAAAAUAAAGUGAUGGGAUGCUAUCUCAAACAUUGGGUUGCAGUUUUGAGAAGUCGGGCAGGUCGAUGUGGUUGAGAUUAGCUUCUUUUUCUUCUCUUUUUUGACCUAGUUGCGAUGUUUGAAAUUGGCUGUCCGAUCAUUUUUUGUAAGGUUGGUAUUUAUUUU
Magnolia sinica is the source of this 4087-nucleotide messenger RNA. RefSeq lists its product as uncharacterized. The record is from RefSeq and is a predicted model, not a curated record. NCBI's taxonomy places the organism in Eukaryota, Viridiplantae, Streptophyta, Magnoliopsida, Magnoliales, Magnoliaceae. The transcript has 19 exons. The coding region runs from base 48 to 3935 and encodes 1295 amino acids.